GUCUCUGUGGUGUACAGUCUUCAGGUGAUGAUGGGGGUAUUGAGUCAUCUCUCUACUCUCCUCCUCCUCCUCUCUCUCCUUCCUCCUGCUCUCUCUCAUGUAGUAGAGAGGUUCAGUGAUGUUACAGACUGUGAGACGUUCUUCCUGGAGGGGACAACUCCAAAUCUCCCAGGUAUUUUGGUUGGUGGGACAGUCCAGAACCAGAACCGCUACAAGCCGAUUUGCCAGAAGUACAAGAAAACCUACAGGUUUGCAACUCUCUACGACACGACCAACAGGAUCCCUGUGUUCUCAGCCUACACCUUCACUGGGGUCGGACCGAGAGGGACAAGACCAGAUACAUGGAUGAUUGAACCUCAGCUGGACGGAGGAAUUGAACCAGUUAUGGGUCUGGAGAAACAAGGGGUCAUUUAUACACACCAGGCUGUCAAUCAGGAUUAUGAUGAAUACGGUAAAGACAAGAAGGUGAACAAAGGUCACUUGUUUCCUAAAUCUUUUGCUCACCAACCUGUAAAUCAGGACUCCACCUUUACCCUGACAAAUGCUGUUCCUCAAGUAAAGACAUUUAAUGAAGGUAGCUGGGGAAAGAUGGAGUGUACGGUUAGAAAGAUACUCCGGAAGCAAUGCCUUGAUAAUAAUGGUCAACCCAAGGCCUAUGUGUUGACUGGAGCAGUUCCCAGUGUCAACAACAAACUGAACAACCGAGUGAACAUCCCAGAUCUCCUGUGGACAGCCUACUGCUGUUACAACAGCAAGAAGAAAGAGUGGAUGGCCAAAGCACACUGGGGUGAGAACCAAGAGGAAACAAACAAACAAGUAUUGAACCCCCAUACCUUGUCAGAGCUGUAUAACAUGUUGAAGCAGCACUACCCAGGUGGUGAUGUCCAGGUGUUCCCAGAUCAGUGUCCAAGGGGUUCUUCUCAGAAAGAGAGAGAGAAGAGCAGAGAGAGGGAGAUAGGAAGUGGGGAUAUUAGCGGGAAAGGGUUGAUGACAUGUGAUGAGGAUUGUAAAUGUGUCUCUUUGUAGGUGACACAGUCCCAGAGUUUGGUCCAGUGGUAACACAGACAACUCUAAAACA
This is a messenger RNA of Oncorhynchus tshawytscha (Chinook salmon), 1078 nucleotides long. RefSeq names its product endonuclease domain-containing 1 protein-like. NCBI's taxonomy places the organism in Eukaryota, Metazoa, Chordata, Actinopteri, Salmoniformes, Salmonidae. The record is from RefSeq and is a predicted model, not a curated record. The transcript is spliced from 2 exons. The coding region runs from base 28 to 1026 and encodes 332 amino acids. Gene Ontology annotation, molecular function: metal ion binding; nucleic acid binding; hydrolase activity.